This is a messenger RNA of Didymodactylos carnosus, 921 nucleotides long. Lineage: Eukaryota; Metazoa; Rotifera; Eurotatoria; Philodinida; Philodinidae. The record is from the annotation of a GenBank genome assembly.
AUGCCGGUUGAUGUCUGGAGAGCACAAGUUCAGAUGGGAAUGAGAACUGAAUUUUGGGCACCGACUCAUUUCGUACCAUUAUUAAUCAAUCCAUUUGAUGAUAUAUCAGCUCAAAGGGUGGAAAGUGAAAGAGAUGAUUUAAGACGAUUUCGUGAUAUCGAAAGCCGAUUUGGUGAUGAUGAUAAUAGCAGAAACAAAGAAAAUGAUUUUAAUUUGGAAAAAAAUGCACAACUGGCUCGAACAUCUGUACAAAAGAAAAAAAUCAGACGAAAAUUUCCAUUAUUUAAAGACCCCAAACGUGCAGCAGUCUUUAUGAACAAACUUCGAGACGCGUUUACAAAAUCACAAGAAGAACAAAAAGCAGUCAGACGAAAAUUCAAAGCUAGUAAUCGAUUGAUACGACGUUUGACAUUUGAUAUUAAAGCAUUCAUUCAAUACGAUCCGUAUUUAAAAGAUGCCACUUUGGAAACAAGAUUAAAUGUUAAUGUUAAAAGUAUAUUGAUAGAAAUUGGCGAUUUGUAUCUAUCUGAAGAAAUCGAAAACGAAAUCAAACGUCGUUUACAUGCCACAGCAGCCGCUGCUGACCGACAACAUAAGAAAUCUCAUUCGAAACGAAUGUCAUGUUUCGGCAACGAUCAAAUAACUUUUCUUCUUCCAGUAUUAACAAAAAGAACACCUGAUUCUGAAACGGAUGCUCGUGAUUAUGUAUUUGAUCCAAAUAAAGAUAAACCAGACUUAUUAGUAGCACCAACAGCACCAUUAGUUAAACAUCUAACUCCAGGAUCAACUGAUCAUAUAAAAACCAAUAAUAUACCACUGAUAUUAAGUAUCAUGCCAAUGCCAAAUGAACAUUCAUCAUCCGUUUCGGCUUGCGCUUUAUUUGGAAAUUACAUAUCACAAAAAGAAAUUUGUCUCCCUUAA